Molecule: messenger RNA, 6399 nt
Organism: Stegostoma tigrinum
Lineage: Eukaryota; Metazoa; Chordata; Chondrichthyes; Orectolobiformes; Stegostomatidae
Gene: atp11b
Product: ATPase phospholipid transporting 11B
Exons: 30
Coding region: 207-3638 (1143 amino acids)
Biological process (GO): phospholipid translocation
Cellular component (GO): plasma membrane; endoplasmic reticulum; trans-Golgi network
Molecular function (GO): ATPase-coupled intramembrane lipid carrier activity; magnesium ion binding; ATP hydrolysis activity
Source: RefSeq, a predicted model, not a curated record
CGGCGGAAGUGAGAUAACAUCAUGGCGAUGUUGCUUCCGGUGCCGUGUAAGCUAAUGAUGUGGAUGGGGUUGGCCCGGGACUGAGCCGUUACCGAGUGGCUCCCGGACGCCGAUCCCGGCGUUAAGUCAUCGCCGAGUCCCGGGAGACCGAGCGGGGUGGACGUUAUCAGACAAGAGGGAGGAGGUGGCUGCCUUACCGGAGCACCAUGAUCCGCUGGAUACGGCAGCAGCUGGGAUUUGACCCACCACACCAGAGUCCCACAAGGACAAUUUAUGUUUCAAAUCAUUUCCCCCAAUACGAGAGUUUUGUUCAUCAGAAGUUUCCAGACAAUAGAAUGAUAUCAUCAAAGUACACAAUAUGGAAUUUUAUCCCAAAGAAUUUAUUUGAACAAUUCCGAAGAAUAGCUAACUUCUACUUUCUUGUAAUUUUUCUUGUGCAACUGAUGAUUGAUACUCCUACCAGCCCAUACACCAGUGGACUGCCAUUGUUUUUUGUAAUUACAGUAACUGCUGUCAAACAGGGUUAUGAAGAUUGGUUGCGGCAUAAAGCAGAUAAUGAAGUUAAUAAUACUCCAGUGUAUGUGAUUCGAAGUGGCGGCCUUGUCCAAACAAGAUCACAAAACAUAAGAGUUGGUGACAUUGUCAGAAUAGAAAAAGAUCAAACGUUUCCCACAGAUUUAGUGCUGCUGUCAACCGAUCGAGAGGAUGGGACGUGUUAUGUCACUACUGCCAGUCUGGAUGGAGAAACAAAUCUGAAGACACAUCAUGCAGUUCCUGAAAUAGCAAAAUUGCGCACUGUUCCUCAACUAGACACAUUGAGGGCUAUCAUAACCUGCCAUCAGCCGGAACCAGACCUGUAUAGGUUUGUUGGCCAAAUUAGAAUCCAACAAAAUUCAAACAACAUAGUGAGACCUCUGGGACCAGAAAAUCUUCUACUUAGAGGAGCAAGUUUGAAAAAUACAAAUGAAGUUUACGGUGUGGCUGUUUACACUGGAAUGGAUGCUAAAAUUGCUUUGAAUUAUAAGAGCAAAUCACAGAAACGCUCGUCUGUAGAAAAGUCUAUGAACACUUUUCUGAUAGUCUUCCUAGAAAUUCUUGUGAUUGAAGCAGUCAUUAGUACCAUCUUGAAAUACGCUUGGUGGUAUGAACCUUCGUACAAUGAAAGAACGACACAGGAGAAAAACAGCAGUAGAAUUCUGACUGGUAUAUCUGAUUUCUUGGCUUUCUUGGUGCUGUACAAUUACAUCAUUCCAAUUUCACUGUAUGUUACUGUUGAGAUGCAGAAGUUCUUGGGAUCUUUUUUCAUUGUAUGGGAUCUUGACUUGUAUCAUGAUGCAACAGGUCAGCGUGCACAGGUUAACACGUCGGACCUUAACGAAGAACUUGGGCAGGUGGAGUACGUGUUUACAGACAAAACUGGAACGCUGACUGAAAAUGAAAUGAAGUUCAGGGAAUGCUCUAUUAAUGGCAUUAAAUACAAAUACAUUAACGGCAAUUUGGUCCGUGAAGGAGUGACUGAGUUUGGGAAAAAAAACACUUUUACAGAUGAGGAAAAGAUGUUCUUGAAGGCAAUAUCCCUUUGUCACACAGUGCACAUUAAUGAUCGGGAAGAGUUGCAAAGAUCAGAUUUGAGUCUUGUAGCUGAUCCAUCCACUGUGCAAUACUAUGCUGCUUCGCCAGAUGAGAAGGCUCUAGUAGAAGCUGCAAGAAAGAUUGGGAUCACAUUUGCAGGAUCGAGUGAGAAAAGUAUAUUACUUAAUGAGUUUGGAAAGGAGCAAAGAUACAAGCUUCUGGAUGUUUUAGAGUUUGAUGCAGAUCGCAGGCGAAUGAGUGUAAUUGUUGAGACACCAGAAGGAAAGAAGAUACUCUUCACUAAAGGUGCAGAAUCAUCCAUUCUGCCAUUAACCAAAACCGGGGAAAUUCAUACAACUAGUGCACAUGUGGAUGAACUUGCUAUGAAGGGAUUGCGAACACUUUGUAUGGCAUACAAAUAUUUAACCAAUAAAGAGUAUGAAGAAGUGGCAUCACAACUUCUUGCAGCCAGGACAUCUCUGCAACAUCGAGAAGAAGAAGUAGCCAAUGCUUUCAAUCUUAUUGAGAGAGACUUGCACCUGCUGGGAGUUUCUGGUGUGGAAGACAAAUUACAAGACAAAGUUCCAGAGACCAUAGAGGCUCUUAAAUUGGCAGGAAUCAAAGUAUGGGUUCUUACAGGUGAUAAACUGGAAACUGCAAUCAGUGUGAGUUUAUCAAGUGGACAUUUUCACCGGACAAUGAAUAUUUUGGAGCUUACCGAUCAGAAAUCUGACUGUGAAUGUGCUGCACAGCUUCAAAGGCUUGAUAGAAGGAUAAAACAUGAUCAUGUGAUUCAACAUGGCUUGGUUGUCGAUGGAACCAGCCUUUCGCUUGCGCUCAGGGGACAUGAAGAAUUGUUCAUGGAAAUUUGCAAAAACUGCAGUGCUGUGUUAUGUUGCCGAAUGGCACCUCUGCAAAAAGCAAAAGUAGUCAGGCUUUUAAAGACAUCACCAGCCAAGCCUAUUACCUUAGCAAUUGGUGAUGGUGCAAAUGAUGUCAGCAUGAUAAUGGAAGCAAAUAUCGGCAUAGGUAUUAUGGGCAAAGAAGGAAGGCAAGCAGUGAGAAAUAGUGACUAUGCAAUAGCAAGAUUCAAAUUCCUUGCUAAGUUGCUCUUUGUCCAUGGCCACUUGUAUUACAUUAGAAUAUCACAUCUUGUACAGUACUUUUUUUAUAAGAAUGUCUGUUUUAUUACGCCUCAGUUUUUGUAUCAGUUCUUCUGUUUGUUUUCGCAGCAGACGUUGUAUGACGGUGCUUACCUGACAUUAUACAACAUUUGCUUCACUUCCUUACCCAUCCUCAUGUACAGUUUGUUUGAACAAGAUGUGCAGCCUCACAUACUCCAGAGCAAGCCAUCAUUGUACAAAGAGAUUAGCAGAAACGAGGUCUUGUCCCUCAAAAGAUUUCUGUAUUGGACACUGCUGGGAUUUUGUCAUGCCUUUAUAUUUUUCUUUGGCUCUUAUCUUCUGAGGGGAGAUGAUGCAUCCAUGAUGGGGAAUGGUCAGAUGUCUGGAAACUGGACAUUCGGCUUUCUGGUUUUUACAGUGAUGUUUAUCACGGUUACUUUAAAGCUUGGAAUUGAGACACACUACUGGACCUGGAUAAAUCACUUUGUUACGUGGGGCUCGAUAAUUUUUUACUUCGGAUUCUCUUUGCUUUAUGGAGCAAUAAUUUGGCCAUUUCUGCAGUCACAAGACAUGUACUGCGUCUUCGUACACCUGUUGUCCAGUGCUUCAGCCUGGCUUGGCAUCAUUGUUAUAGUAGUUGCCUGCUUAUUCCCUGAUGUCCUAAGGAAAGUGUUUUGGAGACAUGCACGACCUACUUUGACACAAAGAUCACAGCUCAUGGAGCCCAAUUCUGGCAUCACCUGUAUGGAAUCGAUCUGCUGUUACUCAAGAGGAGAAACAGCAUGUUCACCUCUUAGAAGAAUACUAGACCAAAUAAUGGGAAGAUGCAAACCCUUGCGAGUGAACAGAUGUUGGAGCGACCUCGAUCCCUGCUACGCCAAUGACAGAAGCAUCUUAACACUCUCAUCAAUGGAUGGUUCCUCAAAUGCUUCAGCGGUUUAACAGUUGAGGGUAGACAUGAUAGCUAUUGUGUCUUUAUCUUCUGUUAUUGUUUAAAUUCCCAAUUUAAUUCUGAGUCAUGGGGAUGAAUGAAAAUAUUUAUAAAGGUCUGUCUUUGACCGUCUGUUUUAUUUUUGCAGCCCAAAGAUAGUAAUAAAUUGUAUAAGAAAAUGGAGAAGAAAGUGACAAUUAGAAUUGUAUUUAUUUGUAAAUAGUUGUAACCUCAUUUUCCAAGAUGUCCUAUUUCUGGAGCUAUAUUUUUCUAAUUUUUGUUUUUGGAUGGGAAAGGGUAGUGAGUGGGAUAUUGGAAGCAUCCCUUUGCGACAUUUCUCUUCAAGGCUGAGUCCUUAUUUUUUGACAUUUGAAGUAGCUGUUCAGUCAAGAAGUGGCUUUAUGGAUGCAGAAUUUUUGGUAUAUGACUUGUUCUUGUAAAACUCAAAAAAAUGGUGGUAUCCUUAUCAUUCUAAUUGCUCUUGUGGCUCGAUUUUGCUGGAUGGCCAAAACAGCGAACAAGUGGGUAGAAGCUAAUGAUGGAGUUGCAUAAGCUAGUGCAACAAGGGAUACUGCAAGUUAACACCUUAAAAUGUCUACUUUUUUACAAAAUGAAAAUGUUGAUCAAUUUCUUAUAUUUUGUGCACAGAAUCUAUUUUGAUCAGAAAUUGGUUUUGUGGUAUUUCCAAAAUUAGUUACUAAAAGUGACGCAUGGGAUCUUUGAAUUAGAGUUUGGUAUCUUGUAAAUUUUCUGUAAAUUAGACUGAUUUGAAAAUUAGCUUGGUGAAUGCAGAAAUGGCAAACCAUAUCUAAUACUUCUGCAAUUUGCUUGAACUUCCAGCACCUGCCACUUAUGUAGCAGAUUUGGAACUGCCAGGUGCUUAUCAGGAUUCCCAGAUUGCCUAAAUCCUCAAAGGGUAUAACAGUUUAAGGCCAUUGCUGGACAUCAUACUGGCGUAUUCCUUUGAGACUUCUGUAUAUCUUAUAGGUUUGUCAGGUUGAAAGAUGAUAAUAUUUUCACCUAGUAUCCACUAAAAUUGGUUUCACCUUUACAAGAGGUUGGUUUCUGAGAUAUCUGCAAAGGAAAAUCCUGUUUCGUCAACAAACUAAUGCUGGCAAAUAACUAUUUAAUAAGUGCAACGACUGGUCAAAAAUAGAAGUUGUACUGUUAAUAAUUUGCUUCCCAUCUAUAUCCAGGUUUUUGAAGAAUACAUUCAGUAUUACUGAACUGAAUUAUAUCAACCUUUACCAUAUACUGAUUAUUUAAUAGCAGUUAACUAGUAUAUGAAAAGCAGCAAAAGCUAUGAUGUGGAUUUUCUUUCAAAGAAGGGGUAAGUGUCAAAAUGAGAUUACUUUUAAAUUUAAGGAAUUGAAAGUGUUCCUCAGCAAAGGUUCCAAGUUUGUCCCAUUGGCUAGUGAAAAAUUGUAUAAUUUCUGAACUUCCUACUUCUGAAUUUGUAGCAUGUUUUCUUGAAAUUGCUUCUUUAGAAGUGCAGCUAAAGAUUAGUAAGGUUUUUAUAUACUGCCCCCAAAUAUACAGGUACUGUUAUUUUUGCAAUUGUCGGUGUAGUGUUAAAAGAAUCAUUACUCAGCACUUUUUAAAAAAAAAUUUCAACUAGCCAAUCUCGAAGGCCAGAUGUUAACUACGUGAUCAUUUAUUUUCUCUAUAUAUAUCCAUAGUAAAGCUUUCCAGUCAAAACAGUUCAAAUUGCAAAUUGAGAAGGGUGAAAUGUACAGUUGGUCAGAUAUGUUGUAUAUCACACAUCCUGCUUGGCACAGUUUGCAGUGGGAAGAUCUGAGAAUACAGGUAGCCAAAUAUAAAAGAGGGUAAAUCCCACUAUCUGUUAAUGAAUGAUUCUGGUAUUUAAGUGCAAGGACACACCACAGACAACCCUGCCUUUAUGUAAGCUUUUGAAAUUUCACUUAGCUGCACUCCUAAUUAGGGUAACAUUAGGAGAUUUGUAAAGUAACUAUUUGAUGGAAACAAUUGUAUUCCAUCACUGGUUGAUUAGGAAGACCAAAGUUAUAUCUUCAGGCAGAACACAUCUUUUAUAAAUACAAUAAACUCAUUUAUUCAUUCAUGUUUCAGUUCAAAAUCAUGGAUACCUACCCAAUGCAGGAAAAGGAAAAGUUGCACAUCUACCUUAAAGGUGUUAGAUUUGUAACAGUUACUGACUUUGCGUGGAUCUCUGUUAAAGUUAAAUAUUGAAUUUAAUAAUUGUCUUGCAAAUUUUGACAUGUUUACAAAUGCAUUUUAAUGUGAGUUGAGAUUUAAUUUGGAUUGAAUCUGAAUGAAAUGUGCCUUGUAAAUUUGGUUUGAGAAAGAAAUUAUUUAUUAGAAUAUAAUAUUUCAAAGCUUGAACAACUUUGUAAAUCUGAUCCAGUAUUUGUGUGAUGUGAUCCUGACCUGUUUCAGCAUGUUUCUAUAGUCCCUUUCAAUGGUGGAAUGGGAGUGGUCCAAUUUGACUUGAAAGAAAAUGACCAGCUGUCAUGUGGCAAAUAAUGAGGCAGAUGCUUAAGCUGUGAGGAUCCCUAAAGCCUUGUUUGUGUCCAGUGAUACUUUAGUCUGAAAGGUGCAUAAAUGCAAAUGCUUUUGAUAUGUUUUACAUUAGCAAUAAAAAAAACUGAAAAUUUUAGACCUCUGACACAGGUUCUUGCUGUUCUGUGUGUCUGCAUUAUGUUUUUAUUGAGAUUGUUCUUCUGUUGACUUUCUCAUUCCUAAACCACUGGUACAUCUUUUCCAAUAAAUCAAGGGAACAUGUUAAAAUUAGAA